Molecule: messenger RNA, 858 nt
Organism: Aspergillus chevalieri
Lineage: Eukaryota; Fungi; Ascomycota; Eurotiomycetes; Eurotiales; Aspergillaceae
Product: putative mitochondrial inner membrane protease subunit Imp2
Exons: 2
Coding region: 1-858 (285 amino acids)
Biological process (GO): mitochondrial respiratory chain complex assembly
Cellular component (GO): membrane; mitochondrial inner membrane peptidase complex
Molecular function (GO): serine-type endopeptidase activity
Source: RefSeq, a predicted model, not a curated record
AUGCUUCGACCUCAACCUCCCAAAGAAAACACACCAUCCAAACCCCGAGUCCUCGCACCUGAAGUAGCCCAAUCCCGCUCCUCAAAAUCCCCCGCUCCCUCACCAUCACCGUCCGAACCCGCCGCCGCCUCAUCCUCCGCCGCAAACCAAUCACACCCACACACUUCCAACACCACCUACAAAAGACAAUCCUUCUUCUCACGCUUUCGCAAAACCUACACAACCCUCCCCUCCCAAGUCCGCACAACCGCUCGCGUCCUGCGCUUCCUCGUCCCCGCCAUCCCAAUCGGGAUAUUCUUCUCCGAGCAUGUCUUCCAGGUGAUGUGGGUGCGCGGGCCGUCGAUGACGCCCUACCUAAACGAGGACUACGAGACGAUGCAUACGAAGAGCGAUAUGGUGCUUGUGAACAUGUGGCCAUGGGGCGGGAGCGGAUGGCCCUGGGAGCGGAAGAGGAGGUUGGAGAGGGGGAUGGUUGUUACGUUCCGGUCGCCGGCAAACCCAGCCCACACCGCUAUAAAACGCGUCGUCGGACUCCCCGGCGACCGCAUCACGACUCGAGACCCGUGCAUGAAGACCUCGCAAAUCGUCCCCUUCAAUCAUGUCUGGUUAGAAGGUGAUGCGGAGGACCCGCGGAAGUCGCUUGAUAGCAAUACGUAUGGGCCGGUUAGUGUGUCGUUGAUCACGGGACGGGUGAUGGCUGUGCUGUGGCCGCGGUGGAGGUUGUUGAACUGGGCGGAUUGGGAGAGAGGGGUCGUGGAGGGGGAUGAGGGGGGAAGGAUGGGGGGUGAUUAUCGGAAAGGGGUUAGGGAGAGGGUGUUGAAGGAGGCGGUUAAGAUGGAGAGGCCUAUGUUGGAGUAG